Molecule: messenger RNA, 737 nt
Organism: Lactuca sativa (garden lettuce)
Lineage: Eukaryota; Viridiplantae; Streptophyta; Magnoliopsida; Asterales; Asteraceae
Product: small ribosomal subunit protein uS15
Biological process (GO): translation
Cellular component (GO): ribosome; nucleolus; cytosolic small ribosomal subunit
Molecular function (GO): small ribosomal subunit rRNA binding; structural constituent of ribosome
Source: RefSeq, a predicted model, not a curated record
AGAUUGAAUACCAAAUUAACAAAAAAAAUAUAAAUUGCAGCAAGUCUAGCCUUCUCUUCCCCAUUCUGGAUUAGGGUUUUGCAGCCGUCCUCCGAGCGUCAGCAAGCAGCGGCCAAUUCUCCAUCUCCGUCGCCAUGGGUCGUAUGCACAGUGGAGGUAAGGGUAUCUCCGCAUCAGCUAAGCCAUACAAGAGGACUCCACCGAGCUGGCUGAAGAUUUCAUCUCAGGAUGUUGAGGACAACAUAUGCAAGUUUGCCAAGAAGGGUCUUACGCCAUCACAAAUUGGUGUUAUUCUUCGUGAUUCUCAUGGUAUUGCUCAGGUGAACAGUGUAACAGGAAGCAAGAUUCUGCGCAUUCUGAAGGGACAUGGCCUUGCUCCUGAAAUCCCUGAGGAUUUGUAUCACCUCAUCAAGAAAGCAGUUGCCAUCAGGAAGCAUUUGGAGAGGAACAGGAAGGAUAAAGAUUCCAAAUUCAGGCUCAUUCUUGUGGAGAGCAGGAUUCACAGGCUUGCUCGCUACUACAAGAAGACCAAGAAGCUGCCACCUGUCUGGAAAUACGAGUCCACCACAGCCAGCACUCUUGUGGCCUAGAGAAGAGAAGUGAAGGUUUAUUUUAUUUUUGUAAAAGUUGGAAGAAUGGAGUUUCUUAUUUCAAGUGGGUGUUUUCUAUUUUGUUAUGUAGCAUGAAUUUCAGUUUAUAUGGCAUUUUUUUUCAAUGAUAUUAUAUUUAACUUUCAA